Messenger RNA from Alternaria burnsii, 1014 nucleotides. RefSeq lists its product as uncharacterized. NCBI's taxonomy places the organism in Eukaryota, Fungi, Ascomycota, Dothideomycetes, Pleosporales, Pleosporaceae. Bases 1 to 1014 code for a protein of 337 amino acids. The transcript has 2 exons. The record is from RefSeq and is a predicted model, not a curated record.
AUGCUACUUUCUGCUGGAUUCUGCAUCCCCGCGAUAUUAUCUCUGAUAUUUACCUGGGAUAAGAUUUUGGAGAUCAACUGGAAGAGGCGACGGCCUGUUGAGCCUCUCAACGCUCGGAUUGAGGGUGCGAAUAUGACUGUUGGAGAGCUUAAAGGCAUCAACAACGUCGUGAGGAAGUUCUUGGGCGUCAUCGAAAUUCCGUUGUUUGGCGGGGUGAUUAUCACGAUUAUUGGGGUUGGCGAAGCGAACUUCUUCAGCCCACAAGUACGAUUUAUGACUGAGCCCAUGGCUUCGAUUGGACAAUGGUCACCAAUAGCUGGAACAAUCAUGGCCGCCCUUGGUUCUCUUUAUAUUCUGUGGUCAACCAAUGGCGACGACGUCCCGAAAGGGAAGCCCCCGAACCAAUCCGAGAACUCUGAUUCAUCACGUAUCAGUCGCAGUAGUGAGCGACCGCCUUCUCAACGGUAUCCUUCGCCCGUGUAUUUUGGCCCUGAUAGAGAGACGGGGGAUGGUCUGGGUAUACGAUCAGAAUCGCCCAACGUUAUCGAAUUGACCCCGACCAUCACGUAUCCUGAUUCUGAACGUAAUAUGGGUUCUGCCUCUCAGGCUGUUCAGCAAGAUACUCACCAAUCGGAUCAGCCAACAGCUGGCAGAAACCGGAUACGAAGUUGGUUGACAUCAGCCGGGAAUUACCUCGGGGAUGCAGCACAUGAAAGACUUGAUCCAGACCAUGAACGAGUUGAUGAGGAGACUCAGAGGUUUCCAGAGGUUCCUGGCGAGAUUCUGCGAAACCCCGAUCUGGAACGCAUCAGUCGCACGUACAGUCAGCUUCGCGAAGAAAGGGCGAACAGCGUAUACGCGGCAAGCAUCAUGUCUUCACCAGCGCUUGAAGGUAGUGCAUCUCCGGCACCUACGUCUCCGCCACUACACCAAGAACCUCCGCGUCCUGAUACUAGUCCUUCUCGACAGCCGAAACGGCGAGAUACACUAGAAGUACCAAAGGGAGGGCAUUGA